AUGGUGGAUGGUAUAGUGUCGAGUGUGCAUGUGGUGGGAUUGCUGUGCAACCUCAUCCAUGGUAAAGAAAUUCCUCCUCACGCUACGCUGGUGUACAAACUCCUGCUGGUGGAUCUACACAAUCCUAAAGACGACAUCAGUGUGGAAGUUCAGACAGUUCCUGACAACUGCAGCCGUAAAUCCAUAGCGGGAGAUUACAUCCGCUACCACUACAAUGGCACCUUCCUCAACGGAGAAGCUUUUGAUAACAGCUAUAAGCGUAACAGUACAUACAACACGUACAUCGGCCAGGGUUACGUGAUCUCAGGGAUGGAUAAAGGACUGCAGGGGGUGUGUAUGGGCGAGAGGAGGAGGAUCACCAUGCCCCCUCAUCUUGCGUAUGGACAACAAGGAGCAGGUAAGGAAAUCCCCGGCUCAGCCGUGCUGGUGUUCGACAUUCACGUGAUCGACUUCCACAAUCCGAAAGACUCGGUGCAGGUGGACGUUGUGUCCAAACCCGAGGUGUGUAACGAGACGAGCGAGCUGAACGAUUUCAUCCAUUAUCACUACAACUGCACGCUGAUGGACGGCACGCUGCUCUUCACAUCGAGUGAUUACGCUGCUCCUCAGGACGUGGUUUUAGGAGGAGAUAAAGUGAUCGACGGGUUGGACGAAGGACUGAGGGGGAUGUGCUCGGGCGAAAAGAGGAUCGUCGUCGUGCCGCCGCACCUCGGACACGGAGAGAAAGGAGCGAAGAACGUUCCCGGCAGUGCUGUUCUGCGCUUCGAGCUGGAGCUCAUUUCCAUACAGAAGGGGGUUCCUGAAGGUUAUUUGUUCAUUUGGCUGGGUGAAACACCCACUGAGAUCUUCCAGUCCAUGGAUUUGAAUCAGGAUAAAGAAGUUCCACUGGAGGAGGUAAAAACUUUAGGAAUUCAGAACACACUUACAUGUUAA
Molecule: messenger RNA, 933 nt
Organism: Trichomycterus rosablanca
Lineage: Eukaryota; Metazoa; Chordata; Actinopteri; Siluriformes; Trichomycteridae
Product: peptidyl-prolyl cis-trans isomerase FKBP10-like
Exons: 6
Coding region: 1-933 (310 amino acids)
Cellular component (GO): endoplasmic reticulum
Molecular function (GO): peptidyl-prolyl cis-trans isomerase activity
Source: RefSeq, a predicted model, not a curated record